GGAGGAGGCAGCCGAGCGGAGCGGGGCCUCUUGCCCAUUGAACGAGGCAGCCUGCUCCGUGAGCGUCGACUGAGGGGGAUCGUUUGUCCCGUGAGGAUUUCUGGCGUCCCGCGGGGUGCCAGCGGGCACUGCCUCCCGUCGCGGUGCAGCGCCCAAGUGUUGCGGAACGGGACAGAGCUGACCGAGAAUCUUGCUGCUUCUGUGGUGCGUUUCUUCAGAUGA
This is a messenger RNA of Ostreobium quekettii, 222 nucleotides long. Lineage: Eukaryota; Viridiplantae; Chlorophyta; Ulvophyceae; Bryopsidales; Ostreobiaceae. The record is from the annotation of a GenBank genome assembly.